Cicer arietinum (chickpea) is the source of this 705-nucleotide messenger RNA. Its product is annotated as large ribosomal subunit protein uL15x. Gene Ontology annotation, molecular function: structural constituent of ribosome. NCBI's taxonomy places the organism in Eukaryota, Viridiplantae, Streptophyta, Magnoliopsida, Fabales, Fabaceae. Gene Ontology annotation, biological process: translation. The record is from RefSeq and is a predicted model, not a curated record. Gene Ontology annotation, cellular component: ribosome; cytosolic large ribosomal subunit.
CAGAAUCCUUGAACCCUAAUUUCCAUCGGUUGCCGUCGGGGAGGAGAAGAGGCAGAAGAAGAUGACGACCAGACUCAAGAAGAACAGGAAGAAGAGAGGCCACGUCAGCGCCGGUCAUGGUCGUGUCGGUAAGCACAGGAAGCAUCCUGGAGGUAGAGGUAACGCCGGAGGUAUGCACCACCACCGUAUCCUCUUCGACAAAUACCAUCCUGGUUAUUUCGGUAAGGUCGGUAUGCGUUAUUUCCACAAACUCCGUAACAAAUUCUACUGCCCCAUUGUCAACAUAGACAAGCUAUCUUCUCUCAUUUCACAAGAGGUCAAGGACAAAGCUUCUAAGGAAAACAAAGCACCUGUUAUUGAUGUUACUCAAUUUGGUUUCUUCAAGCUUUUGGGUAAAGGUGUUUUGCCUCAGAAUCAGCCAUUUGUUGUGAAGACUAAACUCAUUUCGAAGAUCGCUGAGAAGAAGAUUAAGGAAGCCGGUGGUGCUGUUGUUCUUACCGCUUAAUUUUUAUUAUGAUUUUGCUUUCGGACAACUUAAGGUUUAUAUCCGGUUUUUCAAAUUUUGUUUGGACCGUUUCUAUUGAGAUCUUUGAAUUAAAGUUUGUUAUUUUAAUUUGCGAUUAUUAUAUAACCUGUGGAAUGUUUAUGUUUGAUUGCGCUAGACUAAUUCGUAACAGAUAAUGAUAUUAACAUGUUACUUUCGAA